GACUGUCUUAAAGAGGGAAAGAAAAUAAGACAGCCAGCCACUAAGAAACGAAGCUUCUCUCUCCUUCGUUAUAGGGUUUACGAAUAACCUCGAUUUCAAUUGUCUUCUUUUGAUAUAUCUCCGGCAAUAAGCUUCACCGUUUCAUUCCAUCCUAGAGAGCGGAGCUCCCUUCAUUUGUCUGGUUUUGGCUCAGAUCGACUACCGGGUAUCUCAUCUUGGGUUGGUGGUGACAUGGGUGAUUUUCCAAUCCAAAUUAGCACCAGGCUUAUCGACCGACUAACUGAAGAUGAUGAGAAGGUGAAGAAAAGAACAAAGAAAACUAAAACCAGGGUGCCACGAGAGCCUCGACUGCCAGAAACUAAGGUAGAUCAGCCGCAAAUAUCUGAUGAUUCUGAACAACAGAAAGGGACUAGUACAGGCACUGGAUGGGCUGUUCCGCCUCCCUUGUUUAUGCCCGUAAACCAACUUCCUUACUCUGUCAGUGCAGAAUUGGAUGCAAUUCGAUCUGUCGUUAAAGAGAGCGAGAACGUAGUAGAAAAGCUGCGGAAGCAGGAAAAGAACAUGGUGCAGGAAGCAACACAAAAAGCCAAGGAUCUUCAUGAUAAGGAGUUCAAGAUACCAGAACCAAAGCCUAUGCCUUGUUCGGUUGAGAGUAAUGCUUGGAUGACAUGCUACAAGGAGAAUACUAAUGACCUUACUAAAUGCGCUCCUCUGGCGCAAAAUUUUGCAGAAUGUGCUCGCCGAGUCAGGCAGCUUGCAAAACCAGCUGAUAAGUAGUCUUUGAUAGGGGCAAAUUUUCAAGUCAUAGAAGGAGUGCAAGCCACUUGCCAUUGCAAAUAAAACAGCAGACGAAAAAAUCUACCAAUUUGUUUUAACACCCUUGUAGGGUUACAGUUUGUGCCAUUUUGGCAUCUUUCGUCUCAUACUUUUUGUUAACAUCUUCUACUUCUCCCUAAAGGCUUUGUUUUGUUACUUAA
Gossypium arboreum is the source of this 977-nucleotide messenger RNA. RefSeq lists its product as uncharacterized. The transcript is spliced from 2 exons. The record is from RefSeq and is a predicted model, not a curated record. The coding region runs from base 232 to 777 and encodes 181 amino acids. Lineage: Eukaryota; Viridiplantae; Streptophyta; Magnoliopsida; Malvales; Malvaceae.